UCGUGCCCCUCCAGCAUACAGCGUGCACCCGAAGGUGCUCUUUUCUGCCUUGGCAGACUUUUGGCAACUACGAACUCUCCAUGUCUUCGAGGAUUCUGAUGUGGUGUGUGGUGGCAAUGUACACCCGAGUUACUAGGCUGACCUGUCGUUGUUCAGGAGGAGCCGGGGUUACUGCUUUUCUUCUACUUGACGCCUCAUCUUCCGUCCGAUCUCCGCCACUUCCGCAUCGUCUUACGAUUUUAUCCAUCUGUUGUCGAGCACAUCAAAUCCGACUCAUUUAUGCGCGCUAUCGAGGAGCUCCUCGCUCGAUAUCCUCGCCUAUAUAGCCUUGAAAUCACCGUCGACCUUCGAGAGUACGCUAACCCGAUCGACCCUUCCACGGAGGCACGGGAGGCAGUCGAGCAACUCAAAGCCAUGCUCUCCUAUGUCUAUCGAGACAGGGUAUCGUUCGCCGCAGCGUGCUCACCCUAUUAUGUUGACUUGACUCGCCACGAGAUCUCGCUGGGCAUGCUCUAGCUUGAAUCACUUCUCGUCCCAAAGCGCUGUCCAGUGUGAUUGGCCGGUUUACGCUAUCUGGUUAUCUACUUAUUAUACGUGAUGAAGCUCUUGAAUGUUUGCAUCCUCAGUUUCUGUUUCCAAAUAUGCGCUUUAUUAUUGGCGCAUGAGAUAGUUAGUACGGUCAGCGAAGAGCGUAUACAAGGGAAGAUUUAUUUAUUUAUGGGUCUGACGGUCGACUUAUGGGCGGUCAG
Phanerochaete carnosa HHB-10118-sp is the source of this 749-nucleotide messenger RNA. RefSeq lists its product as uncharacterized. The transcript has a single exon. The record is from RefSeq and is a predicted model, not a curated record. Lineage: Eukaryota; Fungi; Basidiomycota; Agaricomycetes; Polyporales; Phanerochaetaceae. The coding region runs from base 280 to 516 and encodes 78 amino acids.